AUGGAUAGAUAUGUGGCCCUCUAUUCAAAAACGCCACCCCCAAAUAAUGACAAUGAAUUAUCUGAUGAAUCUGAAGGUGAAGCCGUGGUAGUCAAACGCUACAUUAGGCGAAGCAAAAAGAAACCUUCUGGACCCAGAAGAUUUCCAUCAAAGUCUGACUCAUCAACGUCUAAGGGAUAUGACGCUCGUAGGAAGAUUGUUGCUGAGAAAAAUGAAGGACUAAAGUGCUCCAACUAUGGAGGCACCGGUCACUUCGCCAGGGAGUGCAAGUCCAAGAAGGUGGACACGAAUGAAGAUUAUGAGGUGAAAUAUAAGAAGCUUUUGGCAUCUUUGAAAAGGAAAAACAUUGAUGUGAAAGUUAUGGUAGCAGAAGUGGAAAGUUGGGUAGAUGAUGAAGAAUCAUCUGAUGAAGAUAAAGGAAAAGACAAGUGCUUUAUGGCAUGCACUGAUGCGUUUAUCAUUAAUGAAUGA
Molecule: messenger RNA, 471 nt
Organism: Lactuca virosa
Lineage: Eukaryota; Viridiplantae; Streptophyta; Magnoliopsida; Asterales; Asteraceae
Source: the annotation of a GenBank genome assembly